ACGCGCCAAAAAUGUUUAAGGAAAUUCUUAUGACAUGGACUACCGACUUGAAAACUAUUCAAAAAGCAAGAAAUAUUCCAAAGUUAAUUACCAACUUUGCGAGAGACCUAAUUGAGUUCAAUGGUACUGGAGAGUUUGAAAAAAUACGGCGCGCUUGCGAACAGAAUUUCCAGGCCCACUUACUUGCAACCCUUUCAAGUGGGUCAGUGACGAAAAGCGAAAUGGCACAAGGUUACAUGAAACAAGCGAAUGAAAUCUUGACCGGUACAGCAGGAGAAAGGGUUGAGGAGGAAGACGACUUAAAUGUUCAAAACUUUGAUGCAACACCAGUAUGGUCAACUUUAAGUGCUAAAGAAAAUCAAUCAUGCAAAAAUAAUCUUAAAAGGAAACUAGAAGAUGACGAAUUACCAGGUUACGAUGGAUUAGUAUUUUUAUUUAAUGAUUCGAAUGAAGAUAAAAUUAUAGAAAACAUUGAUGAAAACACCCUUGAAGAGGAAAGAAAAUUACCACUAGCGAGUGAUAACAAAGAUUCAUCUAAAUUUAUAUUUGAUGAAAUGUUGAAUGCAUUCCAAACAUAUCAAAAUAAGAUUCCUAAAACCCGCAGAGUAUACACGUAUGUAUGGCAUCCUUUUUACGACUAUGAAAGUCUAUACGGGUGCAAAGAAAUUACAGAAAACGACUUACAGCAAUUAUCCCAAGACUUCGCUGAUCAUAUAAAAUGGAAAUGCGAACUGGUCUCAAAAGAUAUUCAGGAUUACUUCGAUAGCAGUUGCGAAAAACUUGGCAAUAGCGAUGAGAAUAAAGAUCUAAAACAUUUUGAUUCAAAUGUUCAAUUUUUGUAUGUAUUAAUU
Messenger RNA from Racocetra fulgida, 851 nucleotides. NCBI's taxonomy places the organism in Eukaryota, Fungi, Glomeromycota, Glomeromycetes, Diversisporales, Gigasporaceae. The record is from the annotation of a GenBank genome assembly.